This is a messenger RNA of Thrips palmi, 2418 nucleotides long. RefSeq lists its product as uncharacterized. Bases 1489 to 2418 code for a protein of 309 amino acids. The record is from RefSeq and is a predicted model, not a curated record. NCBI's taxonomy places the organism in Eukaryota, Metazoa, Arthropoda, Insecta, Thysanoptera, Thripidae. The transcript has 6 exons.
UCGCUGUUAGAACAGCGAUUAUAAUAUGUACAUAAGGUUCCCUCCUAAAGUGAUUUUCACGAUUUGAUUAUGAAGUUGCUCGAAACAGACGCGUAUACAUACUCACACAAAGCUGGGAGGUUUGGUUUAAAGAAUGAGGUCCGUUGGUGCCACAAGGACAAGACAACGUAUGAAUCGAAAACUUAAAAAAUAAAAUAAACAGCAUUGCUUUGGAUCUGAAAGGUCAAUUUCCUUUCGUCUUCCUGGCUUUCCUCGGCUUGCCUUCUCCCUUCUGUGAAUCAAUAUGAGGACGGACGCAUGUUCCACGUGGCCAUGAAAUGUUUUUUUACGAUCGUCCUGGCCUUGUUCGAUCGGCUUGCCUGUCUCGCUUUUGCCGGCCGCCCCUCCGCACGUAAGUUUGGUCUCUGCUAAAGGCGUCGUUUUCACUGCAGGAACCGUUCUACUAACCUAGUACUGUGAUAUCCAAACGCUGCACAGUGGGCCAGAAGACCGGUUCCAACGCGUUGCACCCAUUGCCGCUGUGAUGACUGGGAAACAAAAGUGCAGCAAAAGUGCGGCACGAUUCUGGUCAAUAAUUUGCCUAAACCGUCCGCACUUGCCAACGUCCGUACUUGUUUUUCGUACCCGUUUACAUGGGUUCAUAUGGAGUACUUCCCCGUACUACAUUUUUCCGCAUUUUUCUGUGCAAUCUCCGAGCAACAAUUUUUAAGGCAUUUUUGACAGUGUAAUUACUCAUGGCGUAAUGAUUCUCAGGAUUGAUCUAGAGCUAGAAUUGGAUUCAUCUAGGGCUACUUCGCUUCACUGUACCCGAGAGGAUUUGCUCUGAUUAUGGAAUGGUAACAACUUGCCAGCAAGACUCGCGGUCAGUGGGACGACAGCAUGGUGCAGCUAAUGCAGCCCUUUCUGUGGGGUGCGGCCCUGUACGGGUACUUGCCAGUCACAUUCAGACGCGCUCCGCCGAGCAGUCCAUACUACGUGUAUCUGGGAAUCAGCAGAACGUAUCACCCACUGCGCAGCACGGUUCUUUGGGUGUGCGUGGUGCAAGGAUUCAUAUGGUGGUCUAUGUAUUGGUAAGAAAUUAAAAUGUAAUUAUAUACUCUGACCAGAAAACGAAGACCUCCGAAUUUUUGCUGUCGAGAGUCACGUGUGUCACAUUCGUUGGACCUGAAUCAGCCAUAAAUGAGCUUAAUGACGUUGAAACGAAUGUAAUACAAUGCUGAUUUGCCUACCUAAACGCAGGAAGUAAUUUCUUGUACAUGCUUCUUUUAAGCGAAACUGUAAUCUUGCCUCAAGCUUUCAUGACACUUAAGUUUUACCAGUGCAGAGUUGCUUAUUUAGUGGAGCAAGCAUGUCUGUGACAGCGUGACUGGUUCUUUCCAGCACCGCUUUUUCGACAUUUCAAGUGACUUAUGCUACGCGAUGGGUGGUUUUAGAGCAAGGACCCCUGACAACCUUUAGAACUUUUGGUUCCCACAUUACAUUCAGAUAAUGAGUUUCCAUCUUUUUGCGACAUGGAUUCAGUCUUUUCCGGGAUCAGACGCAAAACUUCGCAGCGAGGAUCUGAACCGCUUUGAUUUCUUUGCUUGCGUCGUCACCCUCGUACAGCUGACUUGGUACAUCUUGACUGUGCUUUCCUGGGCCGAAAUGGGUCGCCUCAUCGACGCAGCCAACAAGAGGGACGAGAUUAUCGAGGCCCUGAGGUCGCUCCAGCGCAGCCCAGGUGUUCUUGCCAAGAUCAAGUUUGAAGACGAGCCAUCGUGGUCGCCGACACCGCACUGGGUGUCGUACUUCGGCAUGGCGUUCGUUGUUGUCAAGACGUUCCUUCAACUCCGAUUCUGGAAAGUCGCUUAUGACGAGCCCUGGAGCAACUUUCCCUGCGUGCUGUACAACGACUCGGUCGUGACGAUGAUCACCGUGUCCGAGAUGGCCAACUUGCUGCGUGCCAGAGACGUGGCACGCGUCCUGCAGAGCUUCUUGCUGCAGGAGUCGAGGACACUGCGGCCGGAGCGCCUCCGCGCGUACCGCCGCGUGUGGCUGAGCGUGCAGGACCUGGCCAGUCGGGGCAACCUCAUGCCCUGCACGUGCAUGGCGCACAUCGUCAUCCUACUGCUCAUCACCACGGUCACGGCCUACAUGACGUCGCUGGCCGUGGUCACGGCCGAGUGGACACUGUUCGGCGCGCCUCUGUUCGCCUGCGUGGUGGCGUCUCUCAGCAUCCUCGGCGUCAACGAUGCCGCUCACAGGCUGUCUGACGAGAUUCAGAUGCCGUUUUUGGAACUUCUGCAGUCAAGUCCUGCAUCUUCCAGCGUGGACAUAGCAACAAAUCGCGAGGCUAGUACACAUGCAAACACUGGUAAACCUUUAGAGCAGCUGCAUGCUUGCGUCAAUCAUGAAGUUACGCUUGAAAUGAAGCCCUGA